This is a messenger RNA of Diaporthe citri, 1935 nucleotides long. RefSeq lists its product as uncharacterized. NCBI's taxonomy places the organism in Eukaryota, Fungi, Ascomycota, Sordariomycetes, Diaporthales, Diaporthaceae. Gene Ontology annotation, biological process: protein transport to vacuole involved in ubiquitin-dependent protein catabolic process via the multivesicular body sorting pathway. Bases 1 to 1935 code for a protein of 644 amino acids. The transcript has 4 exons. The record is from RefSeq and is a predicted model, not a curated record. Gene Ontology annotation, cellular component: late endosome membrane; ESCRT II complex. Gene Ontology annotation, molecular function: ubiquitin binding; phosphatidylinositol-3-phosphate binding.
AUGUUUUUAAAGCAGCUAGACCUCACAACUGCCCUCCGGCCAGCCUAUCUCCCAGACGAAGUCCUUCUCUUUGUCCAAGAUAAUGUGGGGUUGUACGAGGGGAAGUACAAGCUACAGAACCACCAGAAUGGGCAGGUCUAUUUGACGUCGCAUCGCAUCUGCUAUGUAGAUAAGACCGACCCCAGGAAGAACUCGGUCGCCCUGGACCUCAAGGACGUCGAGCGAUAUGAAUACUACGCGGGCUUCCUCAAAUCUUCGGCCAAGAUCACCUUGAUCCCCAAGCCAACCAAGCGCUCCUCGAUUCAGUCAAGAUCCCCAGCGGCAGGGACCGGCUCCCCGAGGGACAACAACAACAACUCUCCUGUCCCGCGGUCAGACAGCCCUCUGAGGCCAGCACCCGUGGACCCUUCCCCUGCGAGCUCGGCGACAUGGGUGUGCACCAUCUGCAGCUUCUCGAACCCGGUGCCUUCAAAUUUCGACCCGGCCACCGCCAGUGCUUUGACUCCGCUUCCGCCAUGCCUGGCGUGUGGGAUCAAGCCAGCCUUGACCCAUGUGCUCAAAGCGGCCAUAAACAAUGCGACGAGCAGGCAGUCCGUGGUGUCACCCCUGCCGCUGCGUCCUCGAGGGAUGUCGGCAGGUGAUGGGCUGGUCGCAGGGAACGAGUCGCCAGGGGCGCGCGACAGUCCUCCCAAGAGCUCUGACCCGGAUGCCUCCUUUCAGUGCCCUCGGUGUACCUUUCUGAACCAUCCGUCUUUGCUAUCAUGCGAGAUGUGCGGCGCGCCGCUAAUCUCGCACGACGUCCCGACGGAACUGAGCCAGCCGGCCCAAUCCCCACAGCUUCAGGAUAGGACAGAUUCUCCGGGUCCGGUUCUCAGCUAUGGCGCACUACCCGGUAUGGAGAACCCUGAGUGUAUCAAGGUCUCGUUCCGGGCUGGCGGUGACAAGAUCCUGUAUGAACGGCUGAAGGGCGCGAUCACGCAGCGCAAGUGGCUCCUGCAAGGCGCUCCUCGUGUCCCCAACCAGAACCCGCUCGCCGUGGACGGGAACUCUGGGGACGGGUCCACACGCGAGCAAGUGAGGAAGAAGACGGUGGGUAUCGCAGGUCUCGAGCAGCGAGGGCUAGACAUGCGGAAGAACAAUGAGCUGGUCAUCGGCACUGCUUUCGAGGACCUCGAGGCACUGAUGGCAUCUGCCAAGGAGAUCGUCGCCCUGGCUGAGGGCUUCUCCAGGCAAGGCAAUGUAGGCCCUGGCUCGUCCGAGGCGAACGCGCUGCUGGCCGAGUCGGCAAGCCAGCUGGGGCUGGUGACGACUAAGGAUAUUGUCGGCGGCGGAAGCAGCAAUGAGUCGCUCUACCUGUCUGAGCUGGCACGAAACCUCGCGGAAUUCCUCACUGACGAUGCGAGGGGUAUACUGAGAAAAGUAGGAGGCAUCAUCAGCCUGGUCGACCUCUGGGCCAUGUUCAACAGGGCCCGGGGCGGGGUGGAGCUUGUCAGCCCCAUGGACUUCGAGAAGGCGGCGCGGCUGUGGGAGAAGCUGAAGCUGCCCGUGCGGCUGCGGACCUUCAAGAGCGGCGUCAUGGUGGUGCAGAGCAUGGACAGGACGGACGAGAUGACCAUCAAGACCCUGCUCGCGUGGAUGCGGGACCUGCACGACGUGCCGCCCGAGAGGGAGGUCCCGUGGGACUGGCAGGAGUUUGGCCGGGGCGUCACGGCGCGUGACGCGGCGGACAGGUUCGGGUGGAGCAUCGGCGUCGCUGAGGAGGAGCUGGAGAUGGCCGAGGAGCGUGGUGUGCUCUGCCGUGAGGAGGGCAUUGAGGGUCUCAAGUUCUGGGAGAACUACAUCGACACGGGCGAGGGCCGUCUGCGCAAGCGCACGGAGGCGCAGGAGGCCGAGGCGAAGAUCUACAAGGCGUUGAGGGAGAGCGGGUUCUUGUAG